This is a messenger RNA of Drosophila navojoa, 586 nucleotides long. It is a transcript of the gene Mpp6, whose product is annotated as M-phase phosphoprotein 6. Gene Ontology annotation, biological process: maturation of 5.8S rRNA. The record is from RefSeq and is a predicted model, not a curated record. NCBI's taxonomy places the organism in Eukaryota, Metazoa, Arthropoda, Insecta, Diptera, Drosophilidae.
UUUUGCUUACACAUUUUGUACAGAAAGAACGUGCUCUGUAGAUUUAUAUUCAUAUUUAUUUCAAAACAAUUGUAUAAAGAACACAAUGCCUUCAAAAGUGAAACCAAGACUUUCCCGUGGCUUGUUGGACAUGAAGUUCAUGCAACGCACAAAAGCGAAAGUAGCCAAAGAAGAAGAUGACGAACAGAGCCGCGCAAUGUACUCGAAUGAGAUGAAUCAAAAGAUGCUCAAUAGUAAUUCCAAUUUUAUUAUCGAGCCAAGCUAUACCAUCUGUGCAGGACUAAUCGAUGGGCGUCUUAGCUUCCGUGGUAUGAAUCCGGAACUGGAGCGCCUAAUGGAACUGGAGCAAGCCGAAAAACAAGGCAAUACGAAGCCAGAACAGCCGAAAGAAGUCAAUGAUCAGGAAAUGGCUGAGAUAUAUUAUGCGAAUCAAGCGCCAGCCGCAAGCAGAACGAUGAACAAAAAGUUCGUCACUAAAAACGAGUACAAGCGCAAAUCCAAUGACAAUCCCAAAUGGCAAAAGAAAGGACAAUUCAAGAAACCUCGAGAAGAUGAUGAAGUUUAAAUAAACACUAUAAGCAUAUUA